Molecule: messenger RNA, 297 nt
Organism: Colletotrichum spaethianum
Lineage: Eukaryota; Fungi; Ascomycota; Sordariomycetes; Glomerellales; Glomerellaceae
Exons: 3
Coding region: 1-297 (98 amino acids)
Source: RefSeq, a predicted model, not a curated record
AUGAGAGGUAUCCCGGCAGAAGCACUGAUUGCCAUCGAGUGGUCGUUAAUCAGUAUCGCCCUCUGCCUCAUCAUCGCGAGGCUCAACCUACGACUCUUUUACCUCAAGUCAGGAUUUGUCCUCAGCGAUGCAUUCAUUGCUGCGGCUUUCGCGGCUGGUGUCGCGCUGAACGCGGUCGAUGUCACGCUUUACCUCCGGGGGGUCUACGAGCCGGGCAUCGAUUUCAAGAUGACCACCUGGGUAGCGACGGAAGAAGAGUCAGUUUAUGUGUACAGGCCGGAAGUAGAACACGAAUGA